Pomacea canaliculata is the source of this 2622-nucleotide messenger RNA. RefSeq lists its product as uncharacterized. The record is from RefSeq and is a predicted model, not a curated record. The transcript is spliced from 4 exons. Gene Ontology annotation, molecular function: protein binding. NCBI's taxonomy places the organism in Eukaryota, Metazoa, Mollusca, Gastropoda, Architaenioglossa, Ampullariidae. Bases 199 to 1509 code for a protein of 436 amino acids.
AUUUAUUCGUGCAUCUAUGCUUAUUGUCUUGUGUAUAUGUAUACAGGUAUGUGUUUCUUUGUCUGUGUGCUUGUCUAUGUGAGAAAGAGAGAGGGAGCGACUGGUGACGCAGAAGAUGACGUGUGCUGUGACGUCUUUCCGUGAAAACAAAAUACUAGUCACGUGUGAUGUCAUUCAACCAAUAAGACGUCAGUAAACAUGGAGUGGGGUGUCACUGGUCCUUUCAACGCGCUGCCCACAGAGCUUCUUGUCCUCAUCUUCAGGGAACUGUCCAAUGAAGACAGGGGUUCCUGCUGUCAAGUCUGUAAAAUGUGGAGGGAGGCAAUCAUCUCUGAGCCCUCCCUGUGGCACAAGUUCGAUGUCACUGUCCAUCCUGAUUGGAACUGGAAAAAAACCCGCUCAUUUUUUGGUCACAAAGGCCCCAGAUUGUACCUCCAUGUCAGACACCUUGUACUCAACUUGGACAGAAGAGCACAAGGACCACAAAUUGUUGAUGCGCCUCAGGCAAACGCUGUUCUCAGCUCAGUGUCCAAACUGUUGCGAGCCUUGCCUCAUGACAUGACACUGACAAGUUUCUCUUUCUCGGGUUUCAAGUAUUACAAUGAUAGUAAAGACUGGAAAAGUCGUGUUAUCUUAGAACUAUGUAAAUUUCUGAGAACUCAGAAGAGAUGUUUAGAAGAAGUCAGUUUCACAUCACUGGAGCUCCUGUCGAAACAGAGCUGGGGGAGUCUGCUAAUGGCGGUUGCUCCUACAGAUGAGGAGGCAGGCGAGAGCAAAAUAAGGCGCUUGUCUCUGACAAAAAUGCUACAUAUAACCGCCACACCAGAUAUGUAUUUCGUUAAAACUAUAGGACGAUUUUUGCUUUUAAAGAAGAUCGAAAUAACAUUCGAGCAUCUGACUGAUGAGUUAAUGAAGACCCUGGCGUUUGCCUGCCCUCUCCUGAGACGCUUUACUAUUCUGAUUGAUUUAAGUCUUCAACUCGAUCUUCCAAACCAGAUCCAGAAGCUGACUCUUAAUGAGGUUGUCAACAAGAACCCUAACUUGCGGUUCGUGUAUUGCCUCAUGUUGGGGGACAACAUGUAUGUCUACCUCAAGAACCUGCUCAAAUAUCUCAAUCGAAUACCCGUCGAGGGACUUGUUGUCGACGUCUCCAGUAUGCCCACCGUCCCACCCAUUGUCGAUUGUUACCUCCACUUGAUGGCACACUAUAAUGGAAACUAUCUAACUUUCCUGGAGUGGUCGUGUGUGGUGCGGGGCAACUGGUGCUAUGGCCCAGCUCUGGUGAACCUAGUGAACAUGUGUCCCAGACUGGCCUCUAUCACAAUGAGGAAUAUAAUUCUGGAUCUGGAUACAGCGACAGCCAUCAGUGCCUUCAGCAACAAUAAUGAGCGAGGGAAGAUAAAGCUGCGAGUGGGAGAAAUCUGUGUCAGCAGUGAGGCAUCAUCCAAUGCACUGGAAGAAGGCAUUCGACAGUUGAAGGACAGUCUCGAUCUUCAAAUAGUUAUGUAAGACCAAGCUUCUUGAAAAAAGUUAUAUCAAAGAAAGUCCACAGCUCUUUUUCAAUAAUAUUCUUUAUUAAUACAUUUCAAAGUUAAAUACUUGUCAGUAGACUAUCUCAUGGAACUAUAUUUAACGAAGGGUCCCUAUUUACGUUUCCGGACAACCAUCAGACACAAAAAUGUAUAUUUGAUUCUCCAGUGUUUCAUUCUGCCGCAAACACCAGUCAGACAACAAAUGCCUAUCCAAAUAAUAAAUCAUUGCUUAAUUUCACAAGAGUGUCUGUCUACUAUAUGUACCCCUGUAAUGUACUUGCAAGUGAGUUUCUGAUUGAUAUUUUCUGACUGAACUUUGUUUGCACAUGUAAAAUUAUGGUUAUUAAGCAAUGGGGAAAAAACCCUACCGCCAAACAAUAUAAUCGAGAAAAAAUGUCUCAACAUUGCCUGUCCAAUAUUUGACCAGGUACUCAGUGUACAUAGUGACUCCCUCAGCACUGGGCAGAUGACUGUUUAGAUGUGUUACUUCAUGUGUCAUUAACAAUCAUUAUAAACUUUUUUUUAUAAUUCAUCUUUCAUGCUUUCGUCAUAAAGCAAAAGAUAACUUUAAAAAAUCUUGUCUUGCUAAGGGAAUUAACCGAAGCAAACAAAAAGAAAAGUCAAACCUUUUUAAAUUAGUUGUCUCCCUUACUCCACCAUACGCCGGGUCAAGGGUGCGUGUCCACAAACCUUCACUGCUUGUUACUUAUGUUUGUUUUCUUUGACACAUGUAAGAAUCGGUUAAAUGAAUUUUUUUUCUAAACAAGACGCCGACAGCAUUCACAAAACAUUCUUUGUUUUGACUUAUCUGUAAACUGUAGUUUACUCUGAAAUUGUGAAGAGAGCAAUACAUUUCUAGAUUUUUUGUUUUACUGAUUAUACCUCUUACUGUUAGAGUUCUGUCUCAAACAAAAACACCACAGGUUUAUUGUGUUUGUAACAAGUCUUUAAGAAAAUGCGUACUUAUAAAGUUUCCAAGAUCGUAUUGUAUAAUUCAAGCGAGAUGAUAUAUUAUUUUAUUUUAAAAACGUAAACUUUUAUAUUACAUUUUCUAUUUUAUGCAAUGAUGUGUUAAUGUUUAUUGCCUAUA